AUGAGAGGAGAAGAUUUUGGGUUUCAGAAAGUUAACAAACUGAGGAAGUUCCCAGUGAGGUUUAUCAAUUUUGAGAGGACAAAACUUCCUGACGUGAUUUUGAGGCAUAAUGUUGAAGAAAAGAAGAAAUACUUUGCAGAUGUAAGCCUGGAGAUUGAGAGAGGUGAUGCUGAGGUUCAGGCCGAGGGUGUCUACAACCAAAGGCUUCAAAAUUUGGCUCUUACUCUAGACAAGGUGAGGUAUGUCAUGAGAUGUGUUUUUGGUGACCCAAAGAAUGCCCCCCCUCCACUGGAGAGGCUUAGCCCUGAAGCAGCAGUUUCAUACGUUUGGAAAGGAGAAUCAUCUGUUGUGGAGGAACUCAUCCAAUGCAUGGCUCCUCAUAUAGAAGAUGGUGCCUUGAGAGACCUCAAGGCCAAUAUUCGUGCCCAUGAUCCUUCUGGCUCUGGUGAUGUAGAGACUGAGCUUCGGAAGUCUUUGCUAUGGUUGAGAGAUGAGGUCCGCGGUCUUCCUUGUACGUACAAAUGUCGGCAUGAUGCUGCUGCUGACUUGAUUCAUAUAUAUGCUUACACAAAAUAUUUUUUCAGAAUAAGAGAAUAUAAGACUAUAACUUCCCCACCUGUUUACAUCAGUCCACUUGACCUUGGUCCCAAGUAUGCUGAUAAAUUGGGGUCCGGCAUUCACGAAUAUUGUAAAACAUACAAUGAGACUUAUUGUUUAGGUCAGCUGAUAUUUUGGCACAAUCAAGCUAAUGCUGAUCCGGAUUCUAGCCUAGCUCAAGCUAGCAGGGGUUGCUUAUCUUUACCGGAUGUUGGUUCCUUUUAUGCCAAACUUCAGAAGCCGUCACACCAACGUGUUUAUGGCCCAAGGACACUGAAGUUUAUGCUUGCUAGAAUGGAGAAACAACCUCAGAGACCAUGGCCAAAGGAUCGGAUUUGGUCAUUCAAGAAUUCUCCUAGAGUUGUUGGCAGUCCUAUGUUAGACUCCAUUUUACAGGAGGCUCCAGUUGACAAGGAGAUGAUACAUUGGUUAAAGCUCAGACAUCCAAUAUUCUAAUUCCAGGCCAUGUGGGAUUGGUGAAAUUUUUGCGGGCAUAUCAUGGAAGUGGCAUUAGGAUUUGUUGUUUAUCUGCCUAGGUACACUUAUUUUCAGAUGGUUCGGUUUUAGUUGCAGCUGCCCCAUCUCAGAAUUGGUGAUUAUUUUUGCUUAUGCUACUUCCACUCUUAAUUCUUGUGUACAGAUAUAUUUUCUUUUCUUUUUCCUUUUCAUUCUUUUCUUACAAUCUGUAAUUCAUUGUUUGGGUAAUAGUGCAGUGUUCCUUUUUGUUUCCUGUGUUGGUCGAAAAUGCCUUUUACGAAGAAAUGAAGGCUUCUUAGCAAAUUCCAAUCGUUUUACGUGUACUAGUUUAUAUGUACUCUAUCAACUUGGAGUUAGUUUUAUAUUUUUUUAUUUGGGUUUGAA
Molecule: messenger RNA, 1458 nt
Organism: Olea europaea var. sylvestris
Lineage: Eukaryota; Viridiplantae; Streptophyta; Magnoliopsida; Lamiales; Oleaceae
Product: histone-lysine N-methyltransferase ATXR3-like
Exons: 7
Coding region: 1-1053 (350 amino acids)
Source: RefSeq, a predicted model, not a curated record